Carcharodon carcharias (great white shark) is the source of this 2406-nucleotide messenger RNA. It is a transcript of the gene sil1, whose product is annotated as SIL1 nucleotide exchange factor. The coding region runs from base 176 to 1555 and encodes 459 amino acids. The record is from RefSeq and is a predicted model, not a curated record. The transcript is spliced from 10 exons. NCBI's taxonomy places the organism in Eukaryota, Metazoa, Chordata, Chondrichthyes, Lamniformes, Lamnidae.
GUACCAGAGGAAAGCAAGUCAGCAACGGGAAGUAGUGGUAAUACAGAGAGAGGAGUAAGUAGACUGUAAUAUCAAGGAGAGGAAGGGGUGAGUGCACACAGCAGGGUUACUGCAGCUCAGAGGAGAGGCAGGAGGAAGUUGCUGUAAGGCUUGGCAGAUUCUGGAAAUUCUCACAAUGAAGCUUGGUUGCCUGAACCUGACCUUGCUACUGAUUUCUGUGCACUGUUUGAAUUACUCUUGGAGUGAGAACAGCCAGCAGCAGAAAGUGUCUGCUCUUACUGUGCUGGAACAGACUGAAGAAAACAUUGAAAAGAAGAAGGAGGAAGUAACGGUGGAAGAUGAUCUGGACCCUGAGGACAUUGAGGUCUUUUACCCAACUAAUGAAUGGCAAAUAAUUAAACAAGGCCAAGCAAUUCCUGCAGGGCUACAUGUUCGGCUAAACUUGGAGACUGGAAAAAAUGAGGCAAAACUCCCAGAUGAUGGGGAUGGGAAGAGUGGACUGAAGUACUGGAAGCAAGGGAGCAGACAUGGAAUGGUGAAUACGGACUCUGAAUCCUUCACAGCUGAGGAGUUGAAAAGGGCCUUAAAGUUAAUGAAACAAGAAGGCAACACAGAGACUGAAGAGGGCCAUCAGGAGCAAGUGCGGAAGACAUUCCGCCCUAUCAAAGAGCUGAUGGAAAAUUUUAAAGCAAUGAAUGUGGUCAUGGAGACGGAUAUGGAAGUAAUCGAUAAACUUGUCAGCAAAUUCAACAGCACGAGUGUGACACUGGAGGACAAGGUUGCAGCUCUACAUGACCUGGAAUACUAUGUCCACCAGGUGGACAAUGCCCAGCAUCUGACGUCCACUGGGGGACUGCAGCUUGUGAUCAAUGCAUUAAAUGCCACCGAGCCCCACAUUCAGGAGCACGCUGCCUUUGUGCUGGGAUCUGCACUCUCUGGCAACCCGAAAGUUCAGAUUGAGGCGAUAGAAGCUGGGGCUUUGCAGAAAUUAUUGAUAUUGUUGGCGACUGACCAGCCAGUGGCAAUAAAGAAAAAGGCUCUCUUUGCAGUUUCAUCAAUGUUGCGCCACUUUCCAUUUGCCCAGCAGCAGUUCCUGAAACUUGGAGGCCUGCAAGUACUAGGGCAGCUCUUUCAGGCAAAGGGAAUGGAGUCCCUGCGUAUUCGAGUCAUGACGUUGCUCUAUGACAUGGUCAUGGAGAAGAAACUUAUCCAAGAGGCACAAGACAAUACUGUUCAACACCAGGAGAAAUGCCGUCAAUAUGAUGUGGUUAACUUGCUGCCUCCAAUGCUGGAACAAGACUGGUGCAUGCUGGUUCCAAAGCUCUUGACGUCUACUGAACAUGACACAAGAGAAAAAGUCUUGAGGACUAUGAACCUUAUGAUUUCAUCCUGCAGGAAUGAGUACCGGGCUAUGCAGGGCCUGAUUUCCUUACUGAACACGCUCCGAUCGGAAUAUGAGGAACUGGCUGCUGAAGAGCAGAGAGAGGGAGAGCAAGAUGGUUACUUCCAGGGACUCUUGAACUCUGUCAAUGACAUCAUUAAGAAACUGGGAUGAUUGGUGUCGCCACAAUAUCUGGAGCUAGUUUCAACUUGAACUUUUUUUCAAAAAAAACUUAAAGAUUUUGUGACAAUACAAUGUUGUGAAAGGUUUUACUCUCCAGAGUAAAUUGAAGCCAAAGUGAACUUUACAUGUUCCCUUCUUUUUGGAAUGUGUUGUGAUGCCUUAUGUAAAAUCUUAAAAUGACAUGGUUGGGUUAGUAAAGCCCUUUGUUAUCCAAGUUGCCCUCUUUACCAUUGGCUUUAAGGGAAGUUGGUGCACUUGGUGCAUAUUUCUACUGAAAUGUAGAGUAAAUUCAGUAUUGAACCACCUGGCUUGGCCUUGCAGAUUUCUGAAGCUUUUCUUCCCUUUCUAUGUUUUGCUUUAGAUCCUCAAAAUGCACUAAGAUGACUUUUUAUGGAGUCAACAAAUGUAAUCAGUGCCAAAAUGCUAGUCGUGGGUCUCAGCAGAUCCCUGCAGGGGACUUGCUGUGGAUCUCGCUCACUGUCACUGUUCAGUAAAUGUUGCUCCUGAGUUGGAACAGAGGAGUUCAGAGGGAGCAAAUAAAUGCUAACCAGUGACAACUUUAAAAUAAUACUUGCUCAUGAUUUACACUAAUAACUAUAAAUAUCUAAUUGUUACCUGGAAAAUAGUGAUUUGGGAAUGUUUUACCGAAGAGUUUGUUAAUACUUCUGCAUUGUUGAUAUAUGGAAAAAUUUUAUUUACAUAUAUUUUCAGCUUCCACAAGCAUUUAUUUUUAAAAAUGCCUGUAUACUGAAAUUCCAUAGCUUCCUUAGUGCAGGAAAUGUUUAGGGUACAACAACUUAAGUUUUCUGUAUCCAAAAUAAACUGUAAACAUGUUUGCUCAA